GUAGACUCUGACUCUCCAUGCCCGGGAGACCAAAACGUGGAGACCAAGCUCCGAAAUGCUACGUCACCUCAUACGUAGUCAUCAUCCAAAUCACUAGCUCGAGCUACACCUCCACCUCUUUAACACCCAGCCACCCGCCCUCUCUCACUCUCAUCCCCACUCCCACAGCCACUGCCAUAGACUCUUGUAUUGCUCCUGCCCUCAUAUUCAUAUCCCAUCCCCACUCAUCGUAAUGGAUCAUCCAAAAGGGACCGUCAUCUUCAGCACCGUUGGCAGGCCCUACUACGGCUUCGAUUUAUUCGCCCUCCAACUCCAACCCAAACCCACCCUCACCCUUGGCUCUUCCUCCGAGAUCUGCCUCAGCGAUGGCCUUUCCAUCAAUUUCAAUGGCCAGUUCGUUGACAACAAUCACACCUUCGUCUUCAUCUCUGAGAGAACCGGCUCUCCCAGGAUUUACCAGACUCGACCAGGACUUUCCAAUCCCCAAUUGUUGCCUUCCGUCCCCGAAAGCCUCUUCCACGACCGUCCCAUCGUCAAGAAUGGCACCCUCUAUUUCACCUCCGCUCACGAACCCCCCCAUCGUCCUUUCGACAGCUGGUCCGCUCUAUACGCCGCCGCGCUCGAUGGCAAUAAAAUCACCAGAUUAACUCCCUAUGGUUCUGUCGAUUACAGUCCUGCUGUUUCUCGCUCCGGAAAAUUCGUAGCCGUGGCGUCCUAUGGCUCACGCCCUUGGGGUGGUGAAUUUCACGAGCUCUGCACUGAUAUUGUUGUUUUCCAAGAAUCCGAGCCUACCAAACGUGUUCUGCUGUCCCUAAGAGGCGGAUGGCCCACCUGGUCCGGUGAUGAUGUAAUUUACUUUCAUCGCCAAGCCGAUGAUGGCUGGUGGAGCAUUUACCAAGUUGAUUUUCCAGGAAACCUCGAAUUUUCUGGGCUUCCAAUCCUUCCGGUCCGAGUCACGCCACCUGGGGUCCAUUGCUUCACUCCAGCGGCUAUGCACGACGGCCAACGGAUUGCCGUUGCAACACGGCGGCGUGGCAAUAACUUUCGGCACAUUGAGGUUUUCGACGUUGAAUCGAAGAAAUUCCACCCGAUUACAGGGUCAAUAAACCCCAAUUUCCACCAUUACAGCCCCUUUGUCUCUCCGGAUUCCAAAUUUAUCGGGUACCACCGUUUCCGGGGCGAGUCAGUCCCUGGUGGUGAGUCAGUAAUUCCGCGUCUGGAUCCAGUAAGGUCUCCGAUUAAGGAACUGCGGAUGCUGAGACUCAACGGUUCUUUCCCGUCUUUCUCGCCGAAGGGUGAUCUCGUUGCAUUCAACCCCGACUUCGAUGUGAACCCCGGCGUAAAGAUAGUCAAAUCGGACGGCUCCGAGUGCUGGACGUUAAAGAUAGUCAAAUCGGACGGCUCCAAGUGCUGGACCUUACUCACUGGCCGCACAGCAUUCUGCAACUCCUGGAGUCCGUCAGAUUCUGGGAAACACGUGAUAUAUACAUCUGUGGGCCCCAUCUUUGAAUCCGUAAAAGCAGCUGUCCAGAUUGCGCGAAUCACAUUUGACCCAUCGGAUCUCGUUGACGAUCGCAGUGACAUCCCAUGCGAUGUAAAGAUCCUCACAGGGGAAGACACGGGGAAUAACGCCUUCCCUUCGUGCUCGCCGGAUGGCAAGUCGCUGGUGUUCCGAUCGGGAAGGUCCGGGCACAAAAACCUCUACAUUCUCGAUGCUCUUAAUGGCGAGUUGGAGGACCGUGCCGGUGUCCGCAAAUUAACGGAGGGUCCAUGGAUUGAUACGAUGCCAAGCUGGUCGCCCAAAGGCGAUCUCAUAGCAUUUUCUUCUAAUAGACAUAAUCCGGAUAACGCGGAGGCUUUCAGCGUCUAUGUUAUCAAGCCCGACGGCUCUUGUUUGAGGAGGAUCUACGUGGCAGGGCCAGAGGGAUCGGAUGACGCGGAUAGGGAGAGGAUAAACCACGUGUGCUUUAGCAAGGAUGGAAACUGGCUGUUGUUUACGGCUAACUUAGGCGGCGUAACCGCUGAGCCUGUGUCGUGGCCCAACCAGUUUCAGCCUUACGGGGAUUUGUACAUGGUGAGAUUGGAUGGCAGUGGCUUGAGGAGGCUGACGUGGAAUGGAUACGAAAAUGGGACACCAGCGUGGAACUCCGAAGAUGAGUUGGACGUGGACCGCUUGUGUUUGGAGGGUGGUGUUGGAGACGUUCUCAAGGGUCAGUUUGACGAGCCUCUAUGGAUUUCCUGUGACUUCUAAUUUUUUUUUUUUUUUUUCCUUUCUUCUGUAACUUGAUGGAGCUUGUUGUAUUGUUUGUAAUAUUGCAUCCAAUUUUUCUUUUUUUCUCAUCGUUUUGGAAAAAUAUAUAUAUAUAUAUAUAUAUAUGUGUGUGUUUCUGAAUAAGACAAUAUGUAAUUGGCGAAUAAAUGCAUUAUAAAGAAAAUUACAAUAUAUUAGUUAAAA
This is a messenger RNA of Ziziphus jujuba (common jujube), 2455 nucleotides long. RefSeq lists its product as uncharacterized. The record is from RefSeq and is a predicted model, not a curated record. NCBI's taxonomy places the organism in Eukaryota, Viridiplantae, Streptophyta, Magnoliopsida, Rosales, Rhamnaceae. The transcript has a single exon. The coding region runs from base 233 to 2251 and encodes 672 amino acids.